Cynara cardunculus var. scolymus (artichoke) is the source of this 828-nucleotide messenger RNA. RefSeq lists its product as uncharacterized. The transcript has a single exon. Gene Ontology annotation, biological process: shoot system development; root development. The coding region runs from base 1 to 807 and encodes 268 amino acids. The record is from RefSeq and is a predicted model, not a curated record. Lineage: Eukaryota; Viridiplantae; Streptophyta; Magnoliopsida; Asterales; Asteraceae.
AUGGCAUCAUUAAGUUCAUUUUCUUCUUCUUCAUCCAAUAUUCGCCAUACCAUUCGGUCCAUUAGUUUGCCAACCAGAUCACACCACAGCACUCUUCAAGUUGAAGAGGAGGUCACCAAUCUUAAAACAUGGGAGGCAUCUUUGCCAUCUUUUCCUGAUGCAGAAACAUUUUACAAUGGUCUAGCUUGCCUGGAAAGAUUAUACACAUGCGUUGACAAUCUUUUCAGUUUACCACUGACCCAACAAGCCCUUUCCCUUCAUCAACAUGAGAAAUUGGUAAAUGAGUUGCUGGUUCGGUCGAUGAGACUUUUGGACAUCUGUGGCUCUAUUAAAGAUUUAGUGUCGCAGGUAAAAGGACAUGUACGAGAUAUUCAAUCAGCUCUAAGGAGGAGACGAGAAGAUUUAAGCAUUGAUGUUUCGUUUCUAAAGAAACUGAAGAAAGAUGCCAAAAGAGCUGUUGCGGAUUUAAAGCAAAUCGAUCACAUUUAUGGCUUACAACUGUUGAAUCUUGAUCACCACCUAUCUUCAGUGAUCAGAGUACUAAGAGAUGUUAGUGAAGUCAGCAUUUCUGUGUUUGGAUUGCUCUUGUCGUUCUUGUCUGUCUCUAUUUCUAAGCUGAAGUCAACAACUAAAUGGUCAAUAAUCUCAAAAUUGAUUCCGAAAGGAACAGCAGGAAGCAAGUAUCAGCCUCAGAAUGGUGUUGAGGCUUUAGAUUGCCACAUUGAAGGCAUUGAGAAUGGUUUGGCAUCCAUGUUUAGGAGGUUGAUCAGAACCAGGGCUUCCCUCCUAAAUAUUCAAUCUCACUAAUGUGAAUCUUGCAACACAUAG